UUCGUCCACGAACAGACACCUCGAGAAUGACUAUGAGCUACGAGAAGAACUUGGGAGCGGCUCCAUUGGCAAGGUCUAUCGUGCCAUCGAACGAAGCACAGAUAAGGCUUUUGCUGCCAAAAUAAUCCCGACGCGGCAAUUUGCGUUUGAACGUUCCUUUUCGGCCAAUGAUUUACUACAAGAGGCCCGUAUGCUGCGUAAUGUGUCACAUCCUGCAAUCGUCACAGUUCGUGAUGCGUACAGCGAAGAUGCAUCGUUUGCUAUCGUCAUGCAACUUGUUGAAGGCGGUGAUCUCUUCGAUCGCAUUGUAAAGCGAAAGCGAUAUCGCGAACGAGAUGCACGUGACGUGAUGAGCCACCUGCUUUCAGCUCUAGCAUACCUCCAUGCCCGCGGCAUUGCUCAUCGUGACAUUAAGCCAGAGAACAUACUGCUUCGUACAGUAGACUCAGAUGUAGAUGUUCUUCUCACUGAUUUUGGCUUGGCCAAAGGCACUGCAGUUGGGCCUCAUGGAUGUAGAACUUUCUGUGGCACGCCUCAGUACCUUGCACCAGAAGUCAUGGAACGCCAGAACGAAGAUAAUCUAGCAACUGGUGGUUAUGAUGGGGCUGCAGCCGACAUUUGGAGUUUAGGCGUCGUUCUAUUUGUUCUGUUGUCUGGAACACAACCAGCAAAUUCCAAAGUUGAAAAUAAGUGGACGACAUGUUCGUUCAGUGAGGGUGUAUGGCAGGAUAUUAGUGAAGGUGCCAAAGACGUUAUUCGUCGAUUGACAGCCAUCGAUGCAAAUGAAAGACCAUCUGCUGCAGCAGCAUUACUGAUGCCAUGGUUCAGCAGCCAGCAGUCCUCGCAAAAGCAGGCUGAUAGUGUUGACAACGAAGAUAUUGUAAUCCACGACCAGAAACGGCAGAAAACUUAAGAUGCAAGACUCAGCCUAAUAUUAAACUUCAGAGUUACUAAAAGGGCCCGCAGAGAUGACUCGCGAGAGCGACUCGCGAGCAGCGCUCGCGAGCGUGCCCAUCGUCCCCGCCAACCAACCAAGGUAGAGCAACGCAGAUCUGAACCCAGCAUGCGGACCCACAUGCAUGGGGACGUCGUAGCGGGACGUCGUCAGCCUGGGGUAUCGGCCUCGCCGUUGGCCGCGGGCAGUGUGGCACGUAGUGUGGCAGACAACGUGCGCCUAGGCCGGCCAGAGGCUGGCCCACUCGAAAUAAGUAGGUAAGUAUUGUUUAGGG
Messenger RNA from Aureococcus anophagefferens, 1229 nucleotides. RefSeq lists its product as hypothetical. Gene Ontology annotation, biological process: protein autophosphorylation; intracellular signal transduction; peptidyl-serine phosphorylation. Gene Ontology annotation, molecular function: ATP binding; calcium-dependent protein serine/threonine kinase activity; calmodulin binding. Bases 191 to 913 code for a protein of 240 amino acids. The transcript has 3 exons. NCBI's taxonomy places the organism in Eukaryota, Pelagophyceae, Pelagomonadales, Pelagomonadaceae. Gene Ontology annotation, cellular component: nucleus; cytoplasm. The record is from RefSeq and is a predicted model, not a curated record.